GUGACGCAGGGCCGCAGCUGGCCUCGCUCAGGCCGCCGCCGCCGCUCUGUGGCGGAGUAGGAUGAGGCCCGCGGUCGCGGCUCGGGCGUCGGCGGGGGCAGCAGCAGCUGAAGCAGCAGCUGAGGCAGCCGCGACGGCCGCGCCCCCCCCUCCUGACCUGGAUUAGGGCCAGCAGCUCCCUGGCCGCCGCCGCCCCGCGGGGGGGCGGGGUGGGGAAGUCUCGUCUCCCCGCCCCCCCCCUCGCCGCCUCGCAGGAGGCAACAGUCGCGACCCCGGCGGAGCCGGCGGCCCAGCCUUGAGCCCCCCCACCCCGGGGGCCUGGCAUGAGCGGCUCCUCGGCGGCGCCGGGGGGCGGGGGAGCCGCCGCCGCCUGAGCCCGGCCUGCCUCCGACCCCACCUCGCUGAGCGCGGAGCGUGCGAACCACCCCGUCACCGCUUUCUCCCUCCCUCCCCCCCACACCCCAGCUCGUACACCCCGGCCCCGAAAGAUGGGGAACUGCCUCAAAUCCCCCACUUCGGAUGACAUCUCCCUGCUUCACGAGUCUCAGUCGGACCGGGCUAGCUUUGGCGAAGGGACGGAGCCGGAUCAGGAGCCGCCGCCGCCAUAUCAGGAACAAGUUCCAGUUCCAGUCUAUCAUCCAACACCUAGCCAGACUCGCCUAGCAACUCAGCUGACUGAAGAGGAACAAAUUAGGAUAGCUCAAAGAAUAGGCCUUAUACAACAUCUGCCUAAAGGAGUUUAUGAUCCUGGAAGAGAUGGGUCAGAAAAAAAGAUCCGGGAGUGUGUGAUCUGUAUGAUGGACUUUGUUUAUGGGGACCCAAUUCGAUUCCUGCCGUGCAUGCACAUCUAUCACCUGGACUGUAUAGAUGACUGGUUGAUGAGAUCCUUCACCUGCCCCUCCUGCAUGGAGCCAGUUGAUGCAGCACUGCUUUCAUCCUACGAGACUAACUGAGCCAGGGUCUCUCGUCUGACUUCAAGUGAACCAUCAUUUUUGGUGGUUUUGAUCUUUUGUCACUGAGCCCAAAGAGCCAGGAAUUAGGAAUUAAGAUCAUGCACAAAAGUUUCCUUAAGAUUCCUGAAUGGCUGCAGAUGGUGGGGAAAAGUACGUGAUAUUUUAGAAACUUAGAGGGGAAAGUAGGUUGGUAUUUUUAUGUAAAGCCUUGACCCAGUGUUUAAAAAUAUAAUUGUAUUUAGAUCUUGUUAUUGCUCCAGUACAUAGGAAUUGUGUAAAGUGUCACAGCAGCUGUAUAUGUUUAAAUUGUGUGUGUUGAAGAUUAGGAAAAAGAUAGUGGUUGUUUUUCCUAAGUGAAAUAACUUUCUUUCCCCACCCCACCCCCAAAUCCACCCAAAUUCUUUUCUGAAGUUGCUGGCAUUUGGGUCAAGGUUUUAUUAAAAGCUACAUUUUAUAACACUGGCACAAAAAAAAAAAAGUAGUUUUAAGCUUGUUUGCACAGUUCUUUUUUCCAUUGGAAAUGGAAUUCAUUGCCUUAGGUCUUUUUAAAUAGUGUACUAUUAUUGUUGGGGCUGGCUCUAUGCUUGAAAACCAGUUUAUUUAUAACCUGUUACAAGUGCUAUAUCUGUUUGCAGUUAGGAAAUGCGGAAUUCAAAGUGAUCUCCUAGCUUGUGAGCAAACUGAGAUGCACUAUCCCUUUUCUAUAUAAAAUGAGCUAAUGUGUCAAGAAGUCAAUUCUAGUAAAGAGGGUUUAAAAUACCCUUUCCUGUGUGUUUUAUCUGAUUGUUUUGGUUGUUAAUAAGGUGAUAAUUAAAGUCGAAGUAAAUUUUAAAUAAUAAGUUUUUGAUUUACUUAGUUUGAAUUAUGCCACUUGCAUAUGUAAGAGUGAAAGUGGCACCAUGGAAAAACUGAGAAAAGUUUCUCAGUUUUGCUUUUUUUUUUUUUUUUUUUUGAACCAGUGACCUCUCCCUCCCUAUUGUCUUGAACCAUAGCAAAAGGAUACUGCAUCUCACAUUAUUGUAGUGCUGAGGUUAUUGAAGUUAUAUAAAACACAUCUCAGUCUGUUUCUCGGAAAAGAAAGUCCUGCUAGCUGACUGAGAAGUCUAAGCAGAGAGAAUUAAAAUAAAUGUAUUUCAUAUUUUGCACACAGACACAGAAUUUGUAUAACCACGUGAAUUCAUAGUUGUGAUCUCAAAGAAGGAAUUUCUCCGUUAUUAUUAUUUUGCAUUUAUUGAAACACUCUAAUCUCUAAGCUUCUGAGGUAUUAGAGGUAGAGCUGGUCUAGUAAAGAUGUAGUUGUUAUAUUUUACCCACUUAGCAUGUUUUUUUUGUCCUCCUUAAAGAUGACUUAUUUGUUAAAGUCUGAUAUUAUAGCUAAAACUCAUUCAUUAGCAAAAGGAGAAGCAGUCUCAACCUAACAAAUCAGAAAUGUUUAUUAUUUUGUAUUGAGUUCAAUAUUUGACUGUAACACUUUUCUACAUACAAAACACAAGUAUCUUGAAGGUUCUUUGUAAAUUGCAUUAUAGAGGAAUUUAGUAUGUCAUAAGUACUUAAAGAUUUGACUAGUAUCCAUAUGUUGGUUAAUUUUCUUAUGUGCCCCAUGAUGGAAAGACUUAUGAUGAAUUUGAGAAAAACUAAAAGUAAUUAGAUUAUCAAGUUCUGUCAAAUUGUUACAUGUAUCUUGCUUAAGUUUUUGUUCAUUAAUUUAUAUCCACCCAAUUACAUAAAGCAAAUUUGGAGAAAACA
This is a messenger RNA of Erinaceus europaeus (western European hedgehog), 2699 nucleotides long. RefSeq names its product ring finger protein 11 (gene RNF11). The record is from RefSeq and is a predicted model, not a curated record. Lineage: Eukaryota; Metazoa; Chordata; Mammalia; Eulipotyphla; Erinaceidae. The coding region runs from base 489 to 953 and encodes 154 amino acids. The transcript has 3 exons.